GUGCUGUACGUAAUAUAUUAAUACCUCGAGUAGGGUAUAUCAGUGCACAGACGAUGAAACGCUAAAUGAAUUCCAAUGAAAAUUAAGUGAUUGAUCGGGGUGAUAACGGGUGCUGCGUAGCGUAAAGCGUCCACAGAUUAAGUCGUGCAGACAGAAAAACGAGAUGAACGGUAGUGACAAUCUGGGUUACGAAAAUGGCUCGGUCAAUGAUGGUGGAAAGACAAUUGUGGAUAGAAAAGAAGAGGCCAAAUCACCGCAGUCAGUGGAAACCGAGAGAGCUACCUGGGGAAACAGUAUCGAGUUCCUCAUGUCUUGCAUCGCGUUAUCCAUCGGAUUUGGCAACGUAUGGCGGUUUCCAUUUACUGCUUACGAAAACGGAGGUGGUGCAUUUCUAAUUCCAUACAUAAUUGUGUUAUUCCUGAUUGGUAAACCGUUUUAUUAUCUGGAGAUGAUUAUCGGUCAAUUUUGCAGCAGUUCCCAUAUCAAAGUCUGGAGAAUUUCACCGGGUUUCAAAGGUGUGGGAUGGGCCCAAAUGUGUUCGCUCGCAAUCCUCGCGUCUUAUUACUGCUCGCUGAUGGCCCUGAACUUGUUCUACUUGUUUGCCUCAUUCGCCUCAGAAUUGCCUUGGGCACGAUGCCGAGAAGAAUGGGGCGAAAACUGCGUUGACUCCGGAAUAGGUCUGAAUAGAAUUUUGCGAAGUGAGACGAACUCCACAGCCAACUCAUCGUCGUUUGGAAAAACGUUGCGUUCUGUGGACCAGCAAAGCUCCGCAGAGUUGUAUUUCCUGAAGGAAGUCCUGAAGGAGUACGACAACAUAGACAACGGAAUCGGGCUACCGGACUGGCGGCUGACCCUCUGUCUUCUUGGUAGCUGGGCUUGCAUCUGUGCGGUACUUUCACGCGGGGUAAAAAGCACCGGAAAAGCUUCCUACUUCCUCGCGAUAUUUCCGUAUGUCAUUAUGAUAGCGCUCCUAAUCAGAGCCUCGACCUUGGACGGCGCGGGGAACGGGAUCCUCUUCUUCAUCACUCCAGACUGGGAAAAGAUUCUCGACCCACAAGUUUGGUACGCGGCCAUUACUCAGUGCUUCUUUUCGCUAUCGGUCUGCUUCGGCUCGAUCAUUAUGUACUCCUCCCAUAACGAAUUCAGACACAACAUUUACCGAGACGCGAUGAUUGUCACGACCCUCGACACCUUCACAAGCAUGAUGGCCGGCUGCACCAUUUUCGGAAUAUUGGGAAACCUAGCCUAUGAGACUGGAAGUGACGACAUCAGCACUGUGGUUCGCGGAGGAACUGGUCUGGCCUUUGUUUCUUAUCCAGACGCAAUUGCAAAGUUCAAUACUGUACCUCAGCUUUUUUCGGUUUUGUUCUUCACGAUGAUGUUCGUUCUGGGCAUUGGCAGCGGCGUAGGGAUGAGUUCUGGUAUUAUAACCGGGCUAUGCGACCAGUUCCCGAACCUUAAGCGCUGGCAAGUUAUGAUUGGCACUGCUGCAACAGGUUUUGCUUUUGGAACAGUUUACGUCACUCCCGGUGGCCAGUUCAUCUUGACUCUUGUAGAUUACUACGGGGCUUCCUUCAUUGUCUUCAUCUUAGCCACCUUCGAAAUUAUAGGCAUCAUUUGGGUUUACGGCUUGGAAAACUUCUUGGAAGACAUAGAAUUCAUGCUGGAUAGAAAAGUCGGAAUGUACUGGCGCCUCUGCUGGUUUCUUAUAGUGCCAUUAGCUCUGAUCGGUGUCUUCAUUUACACCACCAUAGAGAUGACCCCGUUGACAUACGGUGAUGUGGCAUUUCCACCGAGUGCCCAUGCUGCUGGAUGGACACUGACUGCUAUUGGAGUUUUACAAAUACCCAUUUGGAUGGCGAUAGCGCUCAUGAAGUAUAAAAAUUUGUCCUUCAAAGCGAUGGUGCAAUCGGCAUUUCGACCGGCAGCUAAGUGGGGCCCUCGACUAACGCAUCAUCGUCAAGAAUGGCUGAUUUUCAAGGAUGAAAAAGCCAGGCAAGGAGAGAGCAGGACGCAAUCGUGGUUUGUCCAAAAACUCCACGUACUGUUCAACAUUGAAGAGACUAAAUCCAAAACUUAGCCAUGCGUCAUAUUCGAAGAAUCACGAGAGGGCACUAUGGUGCAUAUCUUACGUUUCGAAAUUGCAUACAGCUACAAGCCCGCUCUCAAUGCUAUUCACAGCGAGCUAUUCUAGGAUUUUUUAUAAAGUGGUAGGUACAUCAACCGCAUGAAAGUCAGUCAUCAUAAUUUGAAUUGAUCAAUUAGCAGCAUCACCGAAUUAAUUUUUAAUCCA
Neodiprion fabricii is the source of this 2293-nucleotide messenger RNA. RefSeq names its product sodium-dependent nutrient amino acid transporter 1-like. Bases 164 to 2080 code for a protein of 638 amino acids. The record is from RefSeq and is a predicted model, not a curated record. Gene Ontology annotation, molecular function: L-amino acid transmembrane transporter activity. The transcript has 9 exons. Gene Ontology annotation, cellular component: membrane. Gene Ontology annotation, biological process: sodium ion transmembrane transport. NCBI's taxonomy places the organism in Eukaryota, Metazoa, Arthropoda, Insecta, Hymenoptera, Diprionidae.